GGGAAGCACGAAAGAAAGGCAAACGAAAAAUUAGAGAACAAAAAUAAUAUUCAAAUCAGAAAAUUUUCGACAUUACAAAAUCAUAAACGCGUCUCGAUUUUGCUAUUCCUAUUUUUUUUCCUCUGGGAAUCGAAUCUCGGACAUUCUCGCAACCAUUUCGCAUUCGCAUUGACGGUGCAUUGUCGGUGUUUGGAGGCUUUAGUUACAAAAAGUUCAAUGUUGCUUUGAUCACAACUAGAUCCAGAGAAAGCAAGAACAUUGAGUUUCUAAUUCGUGAAACAUAAUGGUUGCUACCUUCAAUCCUGCUGUUGGGUCGCGUGUGUGGGUGGAGGACCCCGAUGAAGCAUGGCUAGAUGGUGAAGUUGUAGAGGUUAAUGGUGAACAGAUCAAAGUUCUCUGCACUUCAGGAAAACAAGUUGUUGUUAAAGCUUCGAAUAUUUAUCCAAAAGAUGUCGAAGCGCCAGCAUCUGGGGUGGAGGAUAUGACAAGGCUGGCUUAUUUACAUGAGCCUGGAGUCCUUCAGAAUUUGCAAUCAAGAUAUGAUAUAAAUGAGAUAUAUACAUACACGGGAAGCAUACUGAUUGCUGUUAACCCGUUUAGAAGACUACCACAUCUCUAUAGUAGCCACAUGAUGGCUCAAUAUAAAGGUGCCUCCCUCGGUGAGCUGAGUCCGCAUCCUUUUGCCGUUGCCGAUGCGGCAUAUAGACAGAUGAUUAAUGAAGGAGUAAGCCAAUCUAUCCUGGUUAGCGGUGAAAGUGGCGCUGGUAAAACUGAAAGCACAAAGUUGCUUAUGAGAUAUCUUGCUUACAUGGGAGGGAGAGCUGCUGCCGAGGGAAGGAGUGUUGAGCAGAAAGUUUUGGAGUCAAAUCCUGUUUUGGAAGCAUUUGGAAAUGCAAAAACUGUUAGGAACAAUAAUUCCAGUCGAUUUGGUAAGUUCGUGGAGAUUCAGUUUGACCAAUCAGGGAGGAUAUCUGGAGCUGCUAUAAGAACUUAUUUGUUGGAAAGAUCGCGUGUUUGCCAGGUCUCUGACCCCGAAAGAAACUAUCAUUGUUUCUACAUGCUUUGUGCUGCACCAGAAGAAGAUGUUAAGAGGUUCAAGCUUGGUGAUCCAAAGACAUACCACUAUCUCAAUCAAUCUAAGUGUCUUGCAUUGGAUGGUCUGAAUGAUGCGGAGGAAUAUCAUGCAACAAGAAAGGCUAUGGAUGUCGUCGGGAUUAGUUCUGAAGAGCAGGAUGCAAUUUUCCGUGUCGUGGCUUCCAUUCUGCAUCUGGGGAAUAUUGAAUUUGCUAAAGGAACAGAGAUUGAUUCAUCAAUCCCCAGAGAUGAAAAGUCUUGGUUUCAUUUGAGAACCGCCGCUGAGCUUCUCAAGUGUGAUGAAAAGUCACUUGAGGAUUCUCUAUGCAAGCGUAUCAUGGUAACCCGUGAUGAAACCAUCUCAAAAACUCUCGAUCCAGAAGCCGCUACUCUUAGCAGAGAUGCUUUGGCCAAAAUCAUGUACUCAAGGUUGUUUGACUGGCUCGUUGAGAAGAUUAAUAGUUCAAUUGGUCAAGAUCCUGACUCGAAGUACUUAAUCGGUGUUCUUGAUAUUUAUGGAUUCGAGAGCUUCAAGACAAACAGUUUUGAGCAAUUUUGCAUCAAUUUGACUAAUGAGAAACUUCAGCAGCACUUUAAUCAGCAUGUCUUUAAAAUGGAGCAAGAAGAGUAUAAGAAGGAGGAGAUCAAUUGGAGCUAUAUCGAGUUUGUAGACAAUCAAGAUAUUUUGGACCUAAUAGAAAAGAAACCCGGAGGUAUAAUUGCUCUUCUAGAUGAAGCUUGCAUGUUUCCUAGAUCAACACACGAGACAUUUGCUAAUAAGCUAUACCAGACAUACAAAAACCACAAGCGUUUUACCAAGCCGAAAUUGGCUCGCAGCGACUUCACAAUUUGUCAUUAUGCUGGUGAUGUCACCUAUCAGACAGAAUUUUUCCUAGACAAGAACAAGGAUUAUGUUAUUGCUGAGCAUCAAGCGUUGUUAAAUGCUUCUACAUGUUCCUUUGUUGCAAAUUUGUUUCCACCGUUAUCUGACGAUUCCAAACAAUCAAAAUUCUCCUCUAUCGGUACCCGUUUCAAGCAACAAUUGGUUUCAUUGCUUGAGAUUCUUAAUACAACGGAGCCACAUUAUAUCCGAUGUAUAAAGCCUAAUAAUCUCCUGAAGCCUGGAAUCUUUGAGAACCAAAAUGUUCUACAGCAACUACGUUGCGGGGGAGUGAUGGAGGCAAUCCGGAUUAGCUGUGCUGGUUAUCCUACUAGGAAGCACUUUGACGAGUUCUUGAACAGAUUUGGUAUCCUUGCUCCACAAGUGUUGUACAAGAAUUCUGACGAACCAGCUGCUUGCAAGAAACUACUUGAUAAGGCGGGACUUGACGGAUAUCAGAUUGGUAAGUCCAAAGUUUUUCUUAGGGCCGGACAAAUGGCAGACUUGGAUACUCGAAGAACUGAAAUCCUGGGAAGAUCGGCGAGCAUUAUCCAAAGAAAAGUACGAUCAUAUCUUGCACAGAAAACUUUUAUCCAACUACGUAGUUCUUCUACACAGAUCCAGGCAGUUUGCAGAGGUUAUCUUGCUAGAAUUAUAUACGAAAGCAUGCGGAGGGAAGCUGCUGCUUUGAAAAUCCAGAGAGACUUGCGUAUGUUUCUGGCUAGGAAAGCUUACACUGAGAUGUUUUCUGCUACUGUUUCAAUUCAAGCGGGUAUGCGUGGUAUGGUUUCUCGAAAAGAACUGUGUUUCAGAAGACAGACUAAAGCUGCAACAAUAAUCCAGAGCCGGUGUCGUGUAUACUUGGCUCGGCUGCAUUACAGAAAACUAAAGAAAGCAGCCAUCACAACACAAUGUGCAUGGAGAGGAAAAGUUGCACGUAAAGAACUCAAAAACCUUAAGAUGGCUGCUCGAGAAACAGGAGCUCUCCAAGAAGCCAAAAACAAGCUAGAGAAGCAAGUUGAGGAACUCACAUGGAGAUUGCAGUUGGAAAAACGAAUGAGGACUGACCUGGAAGAGGCCAAGAAACAAGAAAAUGCGAAGUAUGAGUCUUCUUUAGAGGAAAUUCAGAAUAAAUUCAAAGAAACUGAGGCGUUGCUUAUUAAAGAGCGUGAAGCUGCCAAGAAAGUUUCUGAGGUGCUCCCUAUUAUUAAGGAGGUUCCUGUAGUUGACCAGGAACUAAUGGAGAAACUCACAAAUGAAAAUGAAAAGCUGAAGGGGAUGGUGAGUUCUCUGGAAAUAAAGAUAGAUGAAACAGCAAAAGAACUUCAGGAGACAACCAGGAUUAGCCAGGAUAGACUAAAGCAAGCACUGGAGGCAGAAUCUAAAGUAGUGAAGUUGAAGAGUGCAAUGCAGAGGCUUGAAGAGAAGAUUUCAGACAUGGAAGCUGAGAAACAAAUUAUGCGUCAGCAGACCAUCUUAAACACUCCUGCGAAAACUGUUUCUGGGCAUCCACCAACUGUAACUGUUAAAAAUCUGGAAAAUGGCCACCGUACAAACUUGGAAAACCAAUUCAAUGAAACUGAGCUCGCUGGAAAUGCUGGGAGAUCUACUACAGAACGUCAACUUGAGAAUGUUGAUACUCUUAUUGACUGUGUUAAGGACAAAAUCGGUUUCAGUAAUGGGAAACCUAUUGCUGCAUUUACAAUAUACAAGUGUCUUCUUCAUUGGAAAUGCUUUGAAUCUGAGAAGACUAGCGCGUUUGAUCGUCUUAUUGAGAUGAUUGGUUCCGCGAUUGAGAAUGAAGAUGACAAUGUUCAUUUGGCGUAUUGGUUAACAAACACAUCGGCACUACUAUUUUUACUUCAAAAAAGUCUUAAAACUGGUGGCACCGGAGCAACGGCAAGCAAGAAGCCACCCAUCACAACUUCCUUGUUUGGAAGGAUGGCCUUGAGCUUCCGCUCGUCACCAAACCUUGCCGCCGCGGCUGAAGCUGCUGCUCUUGCGGUGAUCCGCCCAGUGGAGGCAAAGUACCCGGCGCUGCUUUUCAAGCAACAGCUUGCAGCAUAUGUGGAGAAAAUAUUUGGGAUGAUUAGGGAUAACUUGAAGAAAGAGCUCUCAGCUUUAAUUUCUCUGUGCAUUCAGGCGCCGAGAAUUUCAAAAGGAGGGAUGCAAAGAUCUGGUAGGUCGCUUGGAAAAGACUCCCCUGCUAUUCACUGGCAGAGCAUUAUUGAUGGUCUCAAUUCGCUUCUUGCCAUAUUGAAAGAAAAUUAUGUUCCUUUGGUACUCAUCCAGAAGAUACACACUCAAACUUUCUCGUUCAUCAAUGUGCAACUGUUUAACAGCCUACUCCUGCGUAAAGAGUGCUGUACAUUUAGCAAUGGAGAGUUUGUAAAGGCUGGGCUUGCAGAGCUAGAGUUGUGGUGCGGCCAAGUGAAUGAAUAUGCUGGUCCAUCUUGGGAUGAACUGAAACACAUCAGACAAGCUGUUGGGUUCCUGGUUAUCCACCAGAAGUACAGAGUAUCAUACGAUGAUAUAGUACAUGAUCUUUGCCCGAUCCUCAGUGUCCAACAACUUUACCGGAUAUGCACAUUAUACUGGGACGACUGUUAUAACACCCGAAGUGUGUCUCAAGAGGUAAUAUCGAGCAUGCGUGCACUCAUGACAGAGGAAUCCAACGAUGCAGACAGCAAUUCCUUCUUAUUGGAUGAUAAUUCUAGCAUUCCCUUCUCAAUCGACGAAAUAUCCAGUUCGAUGCAAGAAAAAGACUUUGCAAGUGUCAAACCCGCGAAAGAGCUUCUUGAAAAUCCAGACUUCGUUUUCUUGCACUAGUUUCUUGGGAUUGAGAAGCUCGGAUUCUAAAAGCUCUUCCUCUGUUUUUUUUUCAAGUCUGAGGUGGAGGGGUGCCUUCUUGAGCCAAAAGGAAAGAAGAUGGGAACAAAGUGUAAAUUUUCAUUUGUUGCGGGUUUGUUUCUUACAAAACCUCUGUAAUACUCACCAAUUCAUUCAUUUAUUAUUU
This is a messenger RNA of Eutrema salsugineum, 4970 nucleotides long. Its product is annotated as myosin-8. The transcript is spliced from 39 exons. The record is from RefSeq and is a predicted model, not a curated record. Lineage: Eukaryota; Viridiplantae; Streptophyta; Magnoliopsida; Brassicales; Brassicaceae. Gene Ontology annotation, molecular function: microfilament motor activity; ATP binding; actin filament binding. Gene Ontology annotation, cellular component: actin cytoskeleton; vesicle; myosin complex. The coding region runs from base 284 to 4783 and encodes 1499 amino acids. Gene Ontology annotation, biological process: actin filament organization; root hair elongation; vesicle transport along actin filament.